AUGGAUGCUGUGGCCUCCCUAAACAGCAGUCCACUCUCUCUGCGCAAACAUCGGCGCUGCCUGUCAGCAGCAGCUGUAACCAAAAAAGCAGCCCCACCUCCACCAGAGGAAGAGUAUAGCUGUGAGUAUGGGUCAACGACUUACCUGAUACUAUGCUCCCUGGGUGGCGUGGUGAGCUGUGGCGCAACCCACACAGCAGUAUGCCCACUGGAUGUGGUGAAGUGCCGCAUGCAAGUGGAACCUAUGCGCUAUCGGGGACUUUUUCAGGGGCUUAGUCUCACUGUGCAAGAGGAGGGAAUGCGUGGUCUGAUCAAGGGGUGGGCUCCAACAGCCAUAGGCUACUCCAUGCAAGGACUUGCCAAGUUUGGCCUCUACGAGUACUUCAAGAUAUAUUACUCUGAUUUGUUGGGUCCCGAACAAGCUUAUCUGUGGCGUACCAGCGUUUACCUCGCUGCUUCAGCCAGUGCUGAGUUCUUUGCUGACAUUGCUUUGUCCCCAAUGGAAGCUGCCAAGGUACGAAUUCAGACCCAGCAUGGCUUUGCCAACACACUGCGGGAGGCAGUUCCCAAGAUGUACAUUGAAGAAGGGCUGUGGGCUUUCUACAAGGGGGUGGCUCCACUCUGGAUGCGGCAGAUCCCUUACACCAUGAUGAAGUUUUCCUGCUUUGAAAGAACUGUAGAGGCUCUCUACAAAUACGUCAUGCCCAAACCACGGGAUCAGUGCACCAAAACGGAACAACUUGGAGUCACAUUUGUUGGUGGAUAUAUUGCUGGAGUCUUUUGCGCUGUAGUCUCACACCCAGCUGAUUCUGUGAUAUCUGUGCUCAAUAAAGAAAAGGGCAGCACUGCUGUAGAUGUCCUCAAGAAAUUGGGCAUGAAAGGUAUCUGGAAAGGGCUAUUUACCCGCAUCUUAAUGAUUGGCACUCUCACUGCCCUGCAGUGGUUCAUCUAUGACUCAGUUAAGGUUUAUCUCAAGCUACCCCGGCCCCCACCACCUGAGAUGCCUGCCUCUUUGAAAAAGAAACUCUCUGAAAAAUAG
Molecule: messenger RNA, 1038 nt
Organism: Zootoca vivipara (common lizard)
Lineage: Eukaryota; Metazoa; Chordata; Lepidosauria; Squamata; Lacertidae
Source: RefSeq, a predicted model, not a curated record